Copidosoma floridanum is the source of this 497-nucleotide messenger RNA. RefSeq names its product protein SDA1 homolog. NCBI's taxonomy places the organism in Eukaryota, Metazoa, Arthropoda, Insecta, Hymenoptera, Encyrtidae. The record is from RefSeq and is a predicted model, not a curated record.
GGAUUUCAAGAGAAUCGACAUGACGUUGGCAAAACAGCAAGUCACGCAUGCGAAAAAAGGGAUAAAACGCCCAUUAGAAGAAGAAAAGGGUAAAGGGGAAUUGGUAAAAUUAGGUGAUAUUGAAAAUAUUUACAAGAGGCGCAAAUUCACCAAGGAAGAACGAGUAGCCAGUGUCAAGAAAGGACAAGAAGAGAGAGACAAGUUUGGCUACAAAGACGGUCGUCAAAAUCCCCUGUGCAGCAGAACAAACCGCGAGAGAAGUAAGAACAAGAACUACAUGAUGAUAAAGCACAAAGUUAGAAGCAAAGUCAAGCGAUCUUUCAAAGAUAAACAAAUAGCACUAAGGAAUCACUUGCUCAAGUUAAAAAAGAUGAAAUAGAGCCGACGUUUGUAGCUUCAUACAUAUAUGUACAAACUUGGUGGUUUUUACACUGUUAAUAUGUAAAAUCGAAAGAUCUUCUAUACGUGCAAAAUAUCAAAUUUAUUUAAAUUUCAAA